Molecule: messenger RNA, 419 nt
Organism: Staurois parvus
Lineage: Eukaryota; Metazoa; Chordata; Amphibia; Anura; Ranidae
Source: the annotation of a GenBank genome assembly
AUGUACACAGAUCAUCAGAGUACUGAUGAUCAGUGUGCCCUGAUGAUCUGUGUAGCCCCAGCAGCGCCACCUGUCAGUGUCCAUCAAUGCCAGCUCUCAGUGCUCAUCAAUGCCACAUACCAGUGCACAUCUGAGCUGCCUUUCAGUGUCACCCAUCAGUGCCAGUCAGUGCCACCUAUCAGUGCUAUCAGUGCCACCUAACAGUGCCGCAUAUCAGUGCCAUAUAUGAGCGCUGCCUUUCAGUGCCCAUCAUUGAUGCCUGUCAAUGCCAAUUAGUGCCACCUACCAGUGCCUCCUAUCAGUGUCCAUCAAUGCAGCCUAUCAGUGUCCAUCAAUGCAACCUAUCAGUGCCCAUCACUGCAGCCUCAUUAGCGCACAUCAGUGAAGGAGAAAAAUCACUUAUUUACAAAAUGUUAUAA